Microplitis mediator is the source of this 1307-nucleotide messenger RNA. It is a transcript of the gene Bem46, whose product is annotated as protein ABHD13. Gene Ontology annotation, molecular function: palmitoyl-(protein) hydrolase activity. Bases 276 to 1307 code for a protein of 343 amino acids. The record is from RefSeq and is a predicted model, not a curated record. Lineage: Eukaryota; Metazoa; Arthropoda; Insecta; Hymenoptera; Braconidae. Gene Ontology annotation, cellular component: membrane. The transcript has 4 exons.
AAUUAGCAGUACACAAUAUAAAUAUUUAUUUUGCAUGCCUAUCGAUCAUCAUAAAGCGAACAUGAGUGAAAAAUAAAACAUCAAAUUUAUAUAAAUAAAUAUGUAAUGUUUUUUGUUAAAUUUUAAAAAAUGGUGUCAAUAAUAAAUUUUUAGUUGACAUUUGAAUAAAAAUGUGAAAUGAUUUUAAAAAUAAUUUUAUGUGAAUUCGAACAUUUAAAGUGAAUGAUUCUGCUAAAAAAAAAUAUAUAUAUACAUUGGUAUACUUAUUAUUAAAAAUGAUUAUAUCACUGAAGAGAUUUUUACGAAAAUGUCCAAUAAGAUUUACAAGAAAUUUACCAUGGAAACAGGGGGUUAUUUUUUUAGCUCAUGUAUUUUUAUAUUUAAUUAUCUAUUGGCUUUAUGGAGUCAUUUUUACAUUGUUUUUUAUAUUUUGUAUUGAAACGACAGAAAUUUUAUACAAAUUAGAAGACGUGUUCGUUUAUCAUCCAGUAAUUCCUACUCAUUCACGUAUUUAUGUACCAUCACCAUCAAUGUUUAAUUUACCAUAUCAAACAGUUUACAUACAUUCUAAGGAUGGUACGAUAUUGCACACAUUUUUCAUAUCACAACCUGGGGAAGAAGCUAAACAAUCACCGACAAUUCUUUAUCUUCAUGGCAAUGCUGGCAAUAUUGGUCACAGACUUAUAAACGUAGCAGGACUAUAUCAUAAAGUUAAAUGUAAUAUAUUAGUACUAGAAUAUCGUGGCUACGGUUUUUCUCAAGGCACACCAACAGAAUCUGGUCUCUACAUGGAUGCUCAAGCUGGUCUAGAUUAUUUAUUAAGUCGUAAUGAUAUCAAUACCAAUGAAAUAAUUGUAUUUGGUAGAUCACUAGGAGGAGCAAUAGCUAUUGAUCUGGCUGCUAAUUACAAUACACAAAGAAUAUGGUGCCUUAUUUUAGAGAAUACAUUUACCAGUAUUCCAGAAAUGGCCUCUGUUUUAAUUGGUUACAAGUUUAUUAAAUAUUUACCGCUUUUUUUUUACAAAAACAAAUUUAUGUCUACAGAUAAAGUUACGUCUAUAAAUGUGCCAACGUUAUUUGUAUCUGGUUCCGCGGACACUUUGGUACCUCCGCGUAUGAUGAUUGAACUUUACAAUAAAUGUAAAUGUAAUUACAAAAAAUUGAUAACUAUUUCUGGUGGUACGCACAAUGAAACGUGGAAUCAAACAGAUUAUUAUCAACGUUUAGUGACAUUUAUAAACCAAUUGAGAGAAAAACCGUGUACUCUAGAUGAUAAUACUUGUCAUUACCUCAUUGACGAUAUUUAA